GCCUAGUCAAAAUUGAAUUACAGAUAUCUUAAAUUAGAGUUUUGACUAGGCGAAAUUACGUUUCAGAUAUCUGUAAUGACAAAUUAUAGGACCGCCUCCCACUUUAGACGGGAGCGGAGCAGGUCGUUGUCGUUAAUCAUCAUUCACACAAUACACCUGUGUUCACUGAUUACGUCGGUCCACGGAUCAGUUUAGUACCAUGUCACAGCAGCCGGCAGUCGAGGGGGUCGGGGUUUUUAACCGUAUUUUUAACGCUGCAGCCCGUGCCAGGCAGGAGCUGGCAACGAGCAAUGAGGAUUCCCGAUUACUUUCUUCAACGAGAAGACUAUUUCGCCGGGAAGUUCCACGAGUUCGGGGUAAGUUUGGCCAUUUGCUAGCUAGCAGAAUAUGCUAGCAGAAGUUCGGGGUAACGUUAGCUGUUAAAUAUGUUAACCUAUCUUGUUUUUCCGGGUUGACUAUCGUGCUUCGUUAUCGUUACUAUAAAGUUAUUUGCAGCAUAAUUCACAGCCUCAUACGUAUUUAAGUGUAACGUUAAUUCAGCUGCUACCUCAGGGAUUCCCAAUCUGGUACGUGAGCUGCUAACUUGCUAGCUGCUAGCAGGGGGGUCAUCCCUAUGUUCCCCGUUUUUUUUAAAAAAAGGCUCCUAUGUUCCCCGCUUUUCCUCAAAAAUGUGAGAUGAAAAGGGCAAUGUCGGAAAGGUGUUAAAUUUACUUUUCAAAUCUUAUUUAAUUACUGCACUUUGAUAACAUUUAAUGCUGGUCUCUCGACUUUAUCCUUAUAAUGUUGGACUUAUUUGCACUACCACCAUGACUGGCUAUUGCUAGACCAAGCUCAACUGUAGCAUGUGCAAAAGCUGCAGGGCGAAAUCAAAUCGCCGGAAGAUUGGGCUGGGGGUUACACGAAGGGGAAACGCAGAUAUUUCCACGGGGUUUGGCCUCUAAUUUACACAAACACUUUUUCUUCUUCUCUUUUUUUUUAAUCACAAAACUAUUCUCAAAAUGAGCGUCGGAAUUACGGCAUGGCACCAUUAUAAAAGGUAUACACUACAGUAAGCGGUAAUAUGGUGAGCCGUUCCAAGAGAUCCGGCUCACUAAAAAGAGCCGAAAUUCCCAUCCCUAAUUCCCUGGUUGUUUUUAUCAUUGGUGUGACCAGAAUUUUUUUCAAUAUCGCCGUUUUUCAGAAUACCCUGCUGCUAUGUAUAAACAUGGCCUAACCAUGACGCACUUUAUAAUAGAGCACCUUACCACCCACUGAAUCACAGGGUCAGUCCCUCUCUGCCUGCAUGCCAUACACCCCUCAGUACAUUCAUGUGAACUUUUUAUUUGUUUUAUUUAGUAUCUUAUUGUCCAUAUUAUUCAUAUAGAUUUUAGCGAAGAGUGACUGACAGUUAUGUAUUUGUGUUUACAGGAGGAUCUGGUGGCCGCAGGGAAAACCUUAUUUGGCAAGCAAAGCUUUUCCUCCUUCCAGGGCCAGAUAGUGAUUUUCUGCCCCCAACAAAAACACUUGAUGAACUUGCUAAACUUCGAUUAGGUAAUGUGAGAUUGAAGCACAUAAGAAUUGAGUGUUAUUUACUUUUACACCUUAUUAUCCAACCUUCUUGCCAAGAAAACUAUGGAACAAGCUUUUUUCAUUCUAACUUGAGCCUGUCUGGUCCCAUUUGUAAAACUGUGUAUUGGGAGACAUUUAAUUAUGUUAAAAUACAUUUAGCAUUUGUUUUAAAGAAAUAUUGUAGAGCUGUUUACUCUUUAAUGCAUUUUCAUAAAAGUUUCCAUGUAGCCAUUUUAAUAAAUACACCUAUGCCCUUCCAACACUUUCUCAUGCCAAGAUAUCAUUUUGAAAGUGUUGAGGAAUAUCUCCCAAUGAAUCAUUUUGCAUCAGCUAUCUAAAGUUAGUCAAUGGUGGUUAUGGUUAGUGUGGGUUCUAGGUGGUGCAUUCGGAGGCUCAGCUACACCAUAUAUCAUAUGUUAAUGUUCUUUCACAUAUUAUGCUCAGAGGCUCAACUGUGUGAUGCCCUUGGGAGUGAAACCAGGCUCCCUCAUCUCAGUCAUAUACAAAUUUUGUUUAGCUUUAAACUUUGUAGAAGCACAACUUAUCAUAGGUUAGCUGUGGAAGUCAUACAGGUCUACUUUAGUGGUUGGCAACACUGAUUAUCUCUGAAAAUAUGACAACAGUUUGGAAGCCUUGAUUUGUGGAAUUUAUCGUCUUUGAAACUGUCUUCGCGAACAUUGUAGGAGUCUGGGCAAGAUCUCUAAGGACAGUUUGCGAGGAUUCCUGAAAUAUCGGGAAUAUAGUAUUAGCAACUAAUGGCUGAGUUACUUUGCCACUAGAAGCAGAUUAUACUGAUGUUUACAUUUCCAUUUUUAGGAAAACCUGUGCAAGAUUCAGCAGACAGCCGCACAAACUCGAAGAUUGGGUUGAACUGGAGUCUAGCGGAAUUAAACAGCUUUGUUUGUCACAGCUACCCUCACAUAAGCUUAAAUUUGGUUGGGUUUGAAUUGGCAAGAACAGGCAAAGGACGCAAAAUCCAGAUAUUGAAUGUUAGUUCUGUGAGGGAACUAAAAACAGCUGUUGGCAAAAGCAGACUUUACAUCGUGCCACGAGCCACUGUCUUGCAGGAAACCUCACCACCCUCAGCCAUGUCCCAGAAUUCAUUCCCACCACUCUCUGCAGCUCCAGCAGCAGAUGAGACCUCACAGGUGGCUAAGGAAAAUGUGGUUUCAGAUCAGGUGGCAUCCACAUCCUCUGCCAUAUCCAUGGUUUCAUUCCCACCACUCUCAAUUGCUCCAGUACAAGAUGAGACCGCCCCUUUGGCUGAGAGUACCCAAGCUCAAAGUGUGGUUGCAAAUCGGGCUCUUCAAGAAUGGCAAGCAAUACGUGCCCAGCAAGACCAGGAAUAUAAUGACAAUUUGUUGGUGGAUCAGGAGAAGGAGAGGAAGAAACUAGCCUAUCAGGCCUGUGAGGAAAGGCGUCAAAAGGCUAUUGAAGCAAGACAUCAGCGUCUAUCUGCAUGUGAGGUACCCUCUGAUGGGGUGUUGAUCAAAUUUAAAUAUCCAGAUGGACACCUCAACAUGAGGAAAUUCAGCUUGUGUGAGCCAAUUCAGACCUUGUUUGACUUUGUGGGACAAGAUGAUGGUGCCAGUGAAAUCUUUGUGGUACAAGAAGCCACAUCAUCAAGAUCAAUUGAGAGCAGUUCCGCCGGGUCAAUAAUUGAUCAUGGCAUAAAACCAUCCUCAACUCUUUACGUUCUUUGGUUUUCAAAUCACCAUGUACAGGAAAUUCUCUCAGGUCAACAAAAUGAUGGAGCUCAUGCCCUAAACCAUACAUCUCCUGGUCAGUCGUCGCUGUCUGAGCCCUCAACCCAGCAAAGUCUCUCUGUGCCCUCUCUCCAGUCUGAGCCCUCAACCCAGCCAAGUCUCUCUGUGACCUCCACCCACUCACUGCUGUUUGAGCCCUCUCUCCAGCCUCUGCCAUCUGAGAACUCUAUCCAGUCAUCGCUCACUCUGAUCUCACAACCGCAAGAAAUCCUGACUGAUGAAGAACCAUCACUCCCUCCUUCACCUGUCCAGGAACCAAUCAUUGAUCUUGAUGAACAAGAGGAGACGGUUUCACAAAAUCAGUCUCCUGUAUCAACACAUCACCUUAGAGGACCUGUGGAUGAGAUUGAUCUACAGACCAUAUUGAAAAAACUGGUCAGCAAAGUAGAUGACUGCUUCUCUCCAACAACAAGCAACCAAAUAAAUGUGUGCAGGGACAAUGUUUUACCAUGUAGCCUGCGGGCGUUUAAGCGGAAGUCCUUCGACCCUGAAGCAAGACUGGAUGUUGUCUUUGUGGAUGAAGAUGACAAUGGUGAAGGGGCAGUUGACGAAGGCGGCCCGACCAGAGAGUACCUAAGGCUGUUGAUGAGGGCCGUCCACCAAUCAAACAUCUUCGAUGGACAUGAGAAAGACCGGCAGUUGCGUCUUGAUACGCAAGCUUUACAGAGUAAACUGUACACCUGGGUGGGGAAAAUGAUAGCUGUGUGCAUCAUUCAUGGAGGAGUUGGUCCACAUUUCUUCUCGGAAAGGCUUUUCCGGCAAAUCUGUGGAAUAGAAACGACCCCGGCCACGGUCGAUGAAGUUGGCGACCAUACUUUUAGGGAGCAGUUGAUGAAAAUACAGGAUGCAACAACAGUCAGAGAGGCAAACAAUGCAAUAACAGAGGCAGCAGAUAGUCUCAGUAUUAUAGGUGCCUUGAGACAUGUGUCCAGCCUGGAAGAGAAGGACUCCCUUGUCCAGUCAGCUGCUGACUUCUUUGUCAACGGCAGAUUGGCGACUGCCCUGGACCAGUUUGCUGAUGGGUUAAAAACCCUUGGAUUAUUCAAAGAGAUGAGGGAGAAUCCGGCCGUGUUCUUCAACUUCUUUGUCAAUGAGGAAAUUCCCCUUCAGGCGAAGGACCUGUGCAAGUUAUUUGUUCCAGACUUCUCAGCGCAGGGCAGCAACCGGAGAAACCGAGAAAAUAUGACAAUCUGCUUCUGGCGUGACUGGUUGAUUGACAUAGAAGAAGGAGAAUGCAGUCCAGUCACCCUUGAGAGGGUUUUGGAAUUUUCGUCUGGAUCCUCUGUAGUCCCUCCACUGGGAUUUCCACACCCUCCUCAAAUACAGUUCAUUCAUGAAGAGAACCGAAUCUUCCCUGAAGCAAACACGUGUAUUGUUACACUAUGCCUGCCGCUGCACUCUUCUUAUGAAUGGUUUAAAAAACAUAUGAUGGAGGGAAUUUUGCAAGCGCCGACCUUUGGUCUUGCAUAAUGUUACCGUGUUUGUUUUUAAAAUUGUUCAGUGCAGGUUGUUAGAGGGCAUGCCUCUAUUGUUCCCAAUUGUUUUCUACAUUCUAGUUUUACAAGUGCUCUUUAACUUGGCACUUGUUGUUCUAAUCACAACCCCAUCACCAGAUUUGUGCCCACCCUCUGCCACUCUGCCAAUGCUGGGCCCACGACACAGGCCACAAUGCCUGUUAGUUGGGCAUCAACCACAGCUGCCAUCAAGUGCCAAGUGCACUUGCACCUUCACUUUUAAUGAUGUGGUACUCUGUUAAUGUUAUGUCCAAUUUCAUGCACUUUUAAAUAUUUUCUAUGUCCAAAUCUUACAAGUGCUCCUUGCCUCUGUGGCACUUGUUGUUCUCUUUACUGUGGUCAUCCCCACUUGCUGCACUCUCAAUAAAGUGGUCAGUGCUACAAUGA
Messenger RNA from Platichthys flesus (European flounder), 5215 nucleotides. RefSeq names its product G2/M phase-specific E3 ubiquitin-protein ligase-like. Gene Ontology annotation, cellular component: nucleus. The record is from RefSeq and is a predicted model, not a curated record. Bases 2343 to 4784 code for a protein of 813 amino acids. The transcript has 13 exons. Gene Ontology annotation, molecular function: ubiquitin-protein transferase activity; ubiquitin binding. Lineage: Eukaryota; Metazoa; Chordata; Actinopteri; Pleuronectiformes; Pleuronectidae.